CUUUGCCUCUUGUCCGGGAACGACCGUUGUAAUCAGGCUAACUAGUGCCGUGAUCUCUCUUCAGUCGCGCAAACUCUUUUAACGCCACGGCACGGUCAGGCCGACUGCUUUCGAACAGACAAAGCCAGACGAUUGUGUGCGACAUGGAAUACUCUCUGUCGUCACGAUUGUGACGUCGACCAAUCACCAUCGCUCCUGCCGUCUUGGACGUGAGCUACAGGAUUUAGUACCGACAGCCUAAUCAAUAUCCGCCACAGAACGCAGCUACCGUCGCGUACAUCCGAACACGUGAGCUCCACGGAUGGCUGGCAGGGCUAGCAAACCGUUGCCCUGCUCGUAGUGGACGCGAGUAUAACACCCAGCCGUGCGGUCCUGCACAACUAGAAACACGCGACUCGAUCUCAACUCCAUUGUUGCGAAUCCUCCCCUGCGUCGAGGCCCAACUAUAAUGGUUUCCCACAAUUCCGACGAAUUUGUCCGCGCGGAUGAGAAGAAGGGCUCUGUUGGAAACCCAGAUGACGGUGUUCAAGUUCCAAUUUACAACGACGUGGAGGCAGCGUCGUCUGAGGACCUGUCCAUCGGUGCAAUCCUUCGUGGCACGGCAACGAAGCCCAUGAACACCUUCGAGAAGAAAGCUGCACUCAUCAACGUUGAGAUCGACAAAUUCGGGUUGGGCAGAUAUCAGCUAUGUAUCUGGUUCCUCUGCGGUUUCGGUUACUUCUUAGAUCUGGCUUGGGCGCAGGGUGUUGGUCUUGUCUCUUCGGCUAUCUACCAGGAGAUGAAUGUACCAGACAACGAAACUGGACUUAUCUUCACCUGUGCCAAUGCUGGUCUUGCGAUUGGUGCGCUUGGUUUUGGCCUCGCGGUCGAUAUCAUUGGUAGGAAGUGGGCGUUCAAUCUGACCUGCUUGAUCACCUCGAUUUUUGGAUUGCUUCUGGCUGCUCCCAAGUACAACUACGGUGCCAUUUGCGGGAUCUACUUUCUGGCAUCCCUCGGUCUGGGUGGUAACAUCCCCAUCGAUGCCACCAUCGCUCUCGAGUUCCUGCCGCAGAAGCGCCGCUACUUUGUCGCUCUCCUCUCUAUGUGGCAGCCGAUCGGUGUCGUUUUUGCAUCCGCCGUCGCUCUCGGCACUACUGCCAAAUGGCGUUGCGAGCCCACUUUGGAAUCCUGCAAGGCUGUUACGUCUAGAGAACCAUGCUGCUCAUCGGGCAGCAACAUGGGAUGGCGCUACAACAUCGUCAUUCUUGGUGUCGUAACACUCAUCAUCUUCUUUCUCCGAUACUUUGUCUUCGCCUUCCACGAGUCGCCCAAGUUCUUGCUCAGCAGAGGCAGAGAGGCUGAAGCUAUCGAGGUCCUGCACAAGAUCGCCAAAUUCAACAAGGCGCCGGCACCCACGCUGACUCUUAAGCACUUCGCCGCCAUCGAUGCCAUUGACGGUGUUGCUCCUGAGGGAAAGGCCACCAACCUGUCUCGAAGGGAGAAAAAUAAGCAAGUCUUCAAGAACGCUGGCAGAGAAGUGACACGCUUGAAGGGCAUUUUCACUAAUAAGCUUUCCUGCUUCAUCUUCAUCCUUCUGGGUGUUGCCUACAUGGGAGACUACUGGUCUUUCAACUUGGCGGGUACCUUUUUGCCUCUCAUCUUGCUGCGAAACAACGUAAACGAUGGCCGCGGAUCUGUUGUCGAUACAUACCAACAGUACUUGAUCAUCUACUCGCCUGGUAUCAUCGGUGCCGCGCUUGCUCUGUUCUCUGUUCAGUUGCCCCUGCUGGGCAGGAAAUGGUCGUUGGUUUUCUCUGCUGUUUGCCAGGGUCUUUCCAUGGCCAUGUACACGCAGGUUAAGAACACUGCUGGUUACGUUGGUCUGAACGCACUCGAGUACAUCAUGCAGACUUACUUCAAUGCUGUGCUUUACGCCUCCGCUCCUGAGCUCUUUGACACUGAAUACCGCGGCAGUGUCAGUGGUAUGUUGUCUUGCUUGGGUCGAAUCGCUGGUAUCGUCGCACCUUACGCGGGUGCCCAGCUGCUUCAGAAUCAGAGCUCCGGUAUCCUCUGGCUUGGUGCUGGUGGUAUCUGGCUCUCGGCUUUGACGAUGGUGUUCCUGCCCGUCGAGAUGAGGAAUAGGCAGAUGUUUUAAACGCAUUUGCAACCUGCACAUGCUCAACUGACUCUUUCUUAUAGUAUGCUUGGAGCAGUGACUUAGCAUGACCAUGAUACCCAUAAUUCUCGUGAAAAUAAUAGUGCAUUCUUGGAAUUGUACAGCUUUCCACAACUGACGUGGAGUACGCACAAACAAGCGCCGAUGCCACUGGCUCGCAUUUGCCGUUGGCAGAAUAGCUAAGAAACCCCAAUGGCGAAGCUGCAAAUUGUUG
Molecule: messenger RNA, 2369 nt
Organism: Didymella exigua CBS 183.55
Lineage: Eukaryota; Fungi; Ascomycota; Dothideomycetes; Pleosporales; Didymellaceae
Product: MFS general substrate transporter
Exons: 3
Coding region: 449-2134 (561 amino acids)
Biological process (GO): transmembrane transport
Cellular component (GO): membrane
Molecular function (GO): transmembrane transporter activity
Source: RefSeq, a predicted model, not a curated record